Messenger RNA from Didymodactylos carnosus, 1341 nucleotides. NCBI's taxonomy places the organism in Eukaryota, Metazoa, Rotifera, Eurotatoria, Philodinida, Philodinidae. The record is from the annotation of a GenBank genome assembly.
AUGAGCAAUCAGCAGUUACUGCCCUGUGAAGAAUUAUAUUUCGCAGCAGUGUAUUUUCUUAAAAUUCGAAGUAAAAAAAAGAACAUUUUAGUUUGUCAAAUGGCUCUUCAGUCUUGUUCGUCCUCAUCGUGGGGUUACCUUGAACCAUUGUUAUCGAUUUAUCCGAAAGUUUUAUUAUCAAAACCAUCUUAUACAUUUGGCCGUAACCCAAUUGAAUGUGACAUAUCAUUGGACAGUGUCGAAUUGAAACAACAUGAAUAUUUUGUUCAUUUAAGUUCAAAACAUUUUAUUUUGGAAUCAAAAAUUGAAGAUGGCAAUAAUCGACGUAUUCUAUUUCAUGAUAUUAGUCGAAAUGGUUGUUUUGUUGACGGACAACUUAUUCAUAAAACAAAAAUUUUUUUAAGAAAUAAUGAACAUAUCAUUUCAUUAGCAUUAAAUGAAAAUAAAGUUUAUCGUUUUGUACGUUUGAAUGGUGUAUUCAAUGUGAUUAAUUUAGAUGAACGAUAUAUGAAAUGUGGUCUAUUAGGCCGUGGAAGUUUUGCUGAAGUGUCGUUAGCAUUAUCACAUAUUACGCAUGCACGUCGUGCAAUUAAAAUAAUUAAUAAAGAACAAUGUGAAAAACAAAUUGGUCCAGGAUUUAGUAAAUAUUUGUAUCGUGAAGUUAGUAUUCAUGGAAGUGUCGAUCAUCCAUGUAUUCUCAGACGAUAUGAGGUGUAUCAUGAAAGAUUUGAUUUAUUUGUGGAAAUGGAAUAUGCUGGUGGUGGUUCAUUGUACGAUAGAAUCAAUCAUAGUUAUAUAAUGAAUGAUGAUGAAGCAAAAUUUAUUUUUUAUCAAAUUGCCUUUGCACUAGCGUAUUUACAUCGAUUGAAAAUUGUUCAUCGAGACAUUAAGCCGGCUAAUAUUCUACUAAUGUCAAAUGAUAAAGAGACAAUAGCAAAACUAAGUGAUUUUGGUGUAGCCAAGUAUGUCUAUGCAUCAUCAAGAUAUUUAAAUACGACCAUAGCCGGUACACAAACUUAUAUGGCCCCGGAAGUUCAAUUUCAAACAGGACAUUCGACAAAUGCUGAUGUAUGGUCAUUUGGAAUGACGUUGUUGAAUGCUUAUGUCGGUGAAAGUAUAUUUCGUUUACGUGCAAUUCGUUCUAUUAAUUCUAUUUCAAAUAACAAAAGGGAACUGAAAGAUGUCAUCAAUAAAACAUUGGAAAAAAACACUUAUGCACGUCCCGAUAUGUCACAAUUAUUGAAAUAUCCAUGGUUUCGUGAUCUUAUUUGUAUUCAACGUAUUCAACAAUUGAUUCAAAAGCAAACCGGAAAAUAUUUAAAUGACCCACUUGAAAGAUAG